GGGGGCUCGCCGGAAGUAGGUGGGGGCCAAACAAAGUCGCGUGCAGGUCAGUCUUUGGGGUGGGUAGGAUGGCCGCAGGGAUGUGCUUCCGGUUCGCUACUCAGCUCUCUGUCCUGCUGUUGCCGCCGCCACCGCUGAAUCGGGUGGAGCGGUUAGCUGAGGGUGAAGUCGGCUUACCCCGGAAGGGUUUUGUCCCAGACUGGGCCAAGCUUCCGGACUGGGCAGACGUUGCAGCCGUCUCCGCUGCUGUUGCCGGAGGGGCCUCACCUUGGAGGGCGAAGUUUCCCGCCGGUUCGCGGCCAGAGCGCUGUGACCAUGGCUGCUGAAUCUGAUGUCCUGCACUUCCAGUUUGAGCAGCAAGGUGAUGCUGUCCUACAGAAAAUGAACCUCUUGAGACAGCAGAAUUUAUUUUGCGAUGUAUCCAUCUAUAUCAAUGAUACGGAGUUCCAGGGACACAAGGUGAUUUUUGCUGCUUGCUCUACUUUCAUGAGAGAUCAGUUUUUACUCAACCAGUCAAAGCAAGUCAGAAUCACCAUCUUGCAGAGUGCAGAGAUUGGCAGAAAGUUAUUGCUCUCUUGUUAUACUGGUGCACUGGAGGUUAAAAGGAAAGAGCUUUUGAAAUAUUUGACUGCUGCAAGUUACCUUCAAAUGGUACACAUUGUGGAGAAGUGCACAGAAGCUUUGUCCAAGUAUUUGGAAAUAGAUUCCUCUAUGAAGAACAAUAAUCAGGGUGCUGAGACAUGUCAUUCCUCUUAUCCAGAACUAAAGGAUGAAGAUGAAAAUUUAGAGAGAGACUGUGAAAUCAUUGAGAUUUCUGAAGACAGCCCUGUAAACUUGGACAUCCAAGUUAAGCAAGAAAAAGACAGUGCUUUGCAGCCCACUAUACAGGACUUGAUAUUGGACAAAAAAGAUAUGAAAACAUCAGAGAUUUCAACAGUUGAAAUAGGGUAUAAAGAUGAUGAAAUUUGCAUCUUCCGAAUGGAUUCCAUCAGUGUGCCCACUGUAGAAAGUGAGCAGUUUUCACAGCCUUGUACCUCUUCUAAAACAAAUAUAUAUUUUCCAGAAACUCAGCAUUCACUUAUUAAUUCCACAGUGGAAAGUAGGAUGACCGAAGUUCCUGGGAAUCACUUUCAAGGGUUUAUUGGUGAAAGUACAGAGGACAAUGUUGGUGUAACAAAUGGGUUUCAAAGUCUUGAAGAGGGUUAUUCCUGGCGACACCAGUGCCCUAAAUGUCCACGAGGAUUUCUUCAUCUUGAAAACUAUCUGCGCCAUCUGAAAAUGCACAAACUGUUCCUGUGUUUGCAGUGUGGAAAAACAUUUACACAGAAGAAAAAUCUUAACCGGCACAUCCGAGGACACAUGGGCAUACGACCAUUUCAGUGUUCUGUUUGUUUAAAGACAUUUACUGCCAAAAGCACUCUUCAGGACCACUUGAACAUUCACAGUGGAGAUCGGCCCUAUAAGUGCCACUGUUGUGACAUGGACUUCAAACACAAAUCUGCCCUCAAAAAGCACUUGACUUCUGUUCACGGGAGAAGUAGUGGUGAAAGGGCAAACCUUGAUAUCAUCACAAAAGUCAAAAUAGACUAUGAUUAAUAGUAAUACACACUUGCUUUGGAGACUUGGAUAUUAUAGUCCAUUAUCUUGAAUUCUGCAAAAAUAUUCUUUUGUAAUUCUGUAUUCCCUCCUUUCUAUGUUUGUCUGAUUUUUUGAUGUACUGGCAUGUUAAUGUUUUUGUAAUACUUAUUCUGAAAAGUUGUUGGAGUUAAUGGAUUGGUUGAGUUCUUUUCUGCCUUAAAUAUCAUUACCAAAAUAUUAGCUGAUUUUCAUGGCCAGCCUGUUUGGUGCUUUAUAGGGUGUUGUGAACGUUGGUGCUUGGUUAAUAUUGUUAACUGACUCUUGGCUAAGGGGCAGAAAGAACUCAAUGGUAUUUUUCAGGUUAUUCAUUGAAUUUGCGUUGUUAGUGAUUCACACAGGAACAGCAACCAUUUUUUACUUGUACUUUUAUCUUGGUGACCAUUAGAAGAAAAUAAAUCUGGGACUUUGCCAGUCUUGGUUCAUUUUAGAAUCACUUUUAAGAACUAUUUGUUUUGUAGAUGCAAGUAAGUGUGAUGAAUCUUUUCCCAGCCAGGAUAAAUGUAUUGGUUACCUUUAUAAAUUCUACCACUUUUUCUAACCCAAACAGUAGGUCAGCUAUCUGGUUGAAAUUAUGAAAUAAUCAUAUUCCUCAUGUGUAAACAAAUUUCUGCUGCCUCCAGAGAAAUUAUUCAGUAUAUCAUUUAUUUCAAUGUGAGUAUUCUCUCCACUUGUCCAAAGGGCAACUCAUAUACACUUUUUCAUCCUGUAGGAAUGUCUUAAUCUUUAUAUCAGUCUUUCAUAAAAGUUCAACCUAACACACCAGAUAUCUUCAUCUUUUUUUAUUGUUAUUAUUUCAUGUAUAACAUUGCAGCACUUGUGCACUCUGUUCAUCUGUUCUUUCUCACUCUUGCUACAUUUUUUGCCAACCUCCUUUUCUACUCCUUAUUGAUAUCUUAUGCUAGUUCUUGGGCACAAAUCAUCGUUGUGAAUAUGCUGCAGCCUAUUUGUGCCACCAAAGGAAUACGCAGGGUUAUAUUAAAGUUGAUUUUUUUAUACACACAUGUAUAUGUAAUAUAUAUACACACGUACCCUCUACAUGUGUAUAUAUGUGUUUUACAUGUAAUCAUACACAUAUAUAGAUAAAAAUAUAUAAACGUUUCUUUCACUGGAAUAAAAAGUAAUUGUACCCAUGUAAUGUUUUUAAUAUAUUUUAAUUUAUUUCCAUUCGAGAAUAAAUUUUACUUAUUUGAAUUACUGGUUCAUAUACUUUGGAAAUGAAUACUAAAUUAGCUGUCCUCUCUAGAUUAUAUUUAAUACAAACAUCAAAUAUUUUUAUCAGUAUGAUUAUAUGACCAAUGAGAAACAACAUUUGAUAGAAAUACUCAAUUUAUAAAAGACAUUGAAUGUGUUCUAGAUAUCAUUACUCUUUUUACUUUGUCUUGACAAUAUCUUUUUUUCUCAUGGCAAUGCUUUAACCUAGUUUUUUUUUUUAACCUCAGUACUCAUAGUUGUGAUUUUUCUUAGUGAUAAAUUUUUAUUCAUGUGACUAGGGCUGACUUUCAAAGAUUGAUGUUAAAAUUAUUUGAGUACUUUUUUCUUAUCCAGAUAUAUGUAUUCUCCAUGGAUGUGCCAAAAGUAAAAACAUGUAUGUAACAUGUAAGUGUAGUGGAAGUAAAAUUUAUUUUCAUUCUUGUUAAAUGCUAAAGUUCCCUGUUAUUUCUAUAUACUAAUGGUACAGUAGAACUUUGUGGGAUAAGACAUCUCGUCAACCUCUGAGACAAGUGACUGAGUGUUAAAUCAUAUAAUUAAUCUCCCUUCAUCAGAACUUUCCCCUCUUCCAGACAUCCUUUACCCAGUUGCCAAAGUGAUAUCCUAAAGCACAGGUCUGAACAUAUCACUCCCCUGCUCAUAUAGCUCCAGUGAUUUCCCUAUUUCCUCUAGCAUAAAAUGGAAACUCUUGCUCUUCUUUGGCAUUUGAAAUCCAUUAACUAUCUACAGUUUACUUUUUCAUCCUUACUACAACAUUAUUCACCUUUACACACUCUGGUCCUGCCAAACUAAUCUUGCUGCUCUCCAUACUGGACAAAGUAUCUCAUUUCUCCAUGGCUUUGCAUCUUCAUGCCUGGAAUUUAUUCUCUCCCCACCUCUGCCUCUGAAUCCUUAACUUCCUUCACUGGUUAACUCAAGUGCCACCUCCUCCAUAAGGCCUUUGCUGAUUCUCCCAAUAUCAUUAUCGCCACCUCCACUUACUUUAUAUUUACUAUGUAUAUAUUUUGUAUUUAUAUGUGUAUAUGUUUUACCUGAUAGAAUGUAAGCUCCUUGAGGACAGGGACUGUUUUCUCUUUGUAGUCCCAGUCCCUGGUACAUAGUCGACAUUUAAUAAAUGCUUGUUGAUUUAUUGGUUA
Messenger RNA from Trichosurus vulpecula (common brushtail), 3983 nucleotides. RefSeq names its product zinc finger and BTB domain containing 6 (gene ZBTB6). Gene Ontology annotation, biological process: regulation of transcription by RNA polymerase II. NCBI's taxonomy places the organism in Eukaryota, Metazoa, Chordata, Mammalia, Diprotodontia, Phalangeridae. Gene Ontology annotation, molecular function: RNA polymerase II cis-regulatory region sequence-specific DNA binding; DNA-binding transcription factor activity, RNA polymerase II-specific; protein binding. The record is from RefSeq and is a predicted model, not a curated record. The transcript has 2 exons. The coding region runs from base 316 to 1596 and encodes 426 amino acids.